AUGUCUCAAAGAGCUCCCAGCCAAGAUUCAGAGUACUCCAACUCCGUUAACGCAUCAAAUAGCGGCAGCACUGGAGAUAGCUCUGUCACGGUGGAGACGUAUCUUCCUCCAGGUACAGUCAUAGCAUCCGUCUUUCCUAAUUCUCAACUUACAGGCUCUUAUAGGAGCUCUACUGGUCAAUAUACGCAUUUCUAUAACGGUCCGAAUGGGCACUUUCAAGUGACUGAGUGUGCAUGGACAGAGAAAAACUGA
Molecule: messenger RNA, 252 nt
Organism: Kwoniella botswanensis
Lineage: Eukaryota; Fungi; Basidiomycota; Tremellomycetes; Tremellales; Cryptococcaceae
Exons: 2
Coding region: 1-252 (83 amino acids)
Source: RefSeq, a predicted model, not a curated record